GCCCAAGAUUAUAGUCAAUUGAUGGAAGACGAAGAUAUUAUGAAUAGCCGUCACGAGUCAAAGUAUGCGUAGAGAGCUACAUUUGAUUAGGUCAGACGAUCGAAUCGCAUGGCUUAUUUUGUUUCAGAGGGCAAUCAGUGACUUAUUUUCAAAUAGUUUUUCUAUAAAUUCCACUUUGUUUCAGUAAAUUUAGCUUCUUUGAUGUCGGGUGAUGAGUCAGAUUUUUCCUAGGAGAAUCAGAUUUUGAUAUUUAAAGGCUGUUUCUGUAACCUUCAUUUCAUCUUGGUAAAUUUAAAUUGCUCGAAGUCCGGUGAUGGAAUGAUACGGUGAGAUGGAUUUAAGGCUGUUUCUGUAACUUCCAUUUUAUCUUUAUAAAUUUACAUUGCUUGAAGUCCGAUGAUGGAAUCGUAUGGUGACAUGGAUUUAAGGCUUUUUCUGUAACUUUUUGUUUCAAUAAAUUUAAAUUGCUUGAAGUCUGGUGAUGGAGACAUAUGGUGAUGGAUUUAAGGCUGUUUGUAUAAUUUUCAGGAAAUUUAAAUUGCUUGAAGUCAGCUGAGAUUGAAUCGCAUGGUAAGGUGAAUUGCUGUUUGUUGCAGAAGACAAUUAUCAACUCUGUUCUUUAAAGGCUGUUUCUGUAAAUUGCGCAUGCGUAAAUGGCGAGGUGGAUUCGAUUGGUAGGGUUUGAAGGGGAAGCCUCUCACUUGUCCAGCGCCGCCGCUUUUCUAGCGGUGGUCGUAUGCGUGCUCGCCGUGGCGACUGUGGCAGCGGCUCUCUGCGCCAAGGAAUAUAAAAAUCAGCACAAGAACAGGCGCAGCAUGGCUUGUACGGCGGCUCCACCAGGUUGUUUAGGAAAUUGGAAGGUAAAGGCUGAGUCGAGGGGUAGGGGUUUGAUCAAAACUUUCAGAAGCAAAAGCCUCCUGUUGAGCAAAAGAUGGCAACGGAGCGAGAAAGAAGAGGGGGUGGAAUAUGCCGGCGACGCAAAGGAAGAUAGUGAUUUCCUGUGGCAGAAGAGAAUUCUGAUGGGAGUGCGCUGUAAGCCUCUGAAUUUCUCAGGGCAAAUCCAAUAUGACCAAAAUGGAGAGCGUUUGCCUAAAUUUCCCCUGCGCUCCCCUAAACCUAACAACGUCUUCCUUCCUUCUCCAAAGGUGGAUAAGGAGGCAAACUGAGUUUUUUUCCAGUGUUCUUGAUUUUGGAGACGUCAAAUACUUCACAGAACAAGAGAUUAGAUGGCAAAGAUCUCCAUGAUCGGAUUUGGAAAGACUUGGUUGAUAAUAUGGAAUCACAACCUUAAGAACGAAUUUACAUUGAAAUCAGAUGCCAUGAAAAAUUGGAGAGAAAGGUGAUAUCUUGUAUCGAUCCAUUUUACAAUAUUAUUGAAAAUAUAAUAUAUCUAUUUUCUCUUU
Molecule: messenger RNA, 1403 nt
Organism: Cryptomeria japonica (Japanese cedar)
Lineage: Eukaryota; Viridiplantae; Streptophyta; Pinopsida; Cupressales; Cupressaceae
Exons: 3
Coding region: 654-1166 (170 amino acids)
Source: RefSeq, a predicted model, not a curated record